CCACUCAAUCAGCGUUCAACAGUAUGCAGGUAAAUAGCAAUGACUGACUGUGGACUUCAUUUAGGCAGCCACCCCAGAGGUGACAAUGGGUGCUAUCGUGACCAAUGGAGAAAGCGGCUCAAGUCCUUUGUGGUGGUUGGUAGUGGUCGGUCCUUCUAGAACAAUAUGUUCGAUUUUCUCGGAGCCACGCCGUCAUGGACUCCAUUGUAUUCCAUCAAAGCUGAAAGUGGCAAUGGUCCUUUUCUCUGAUGUGGCAAUGCGAAGUCACCACACGGUCCACAGCAGCUGGGUAUAUAUCAAGAGUCUGAGUUGGUUCUGCAGAAAUAACUUGGUAUACCCGCACUCAAAUCCCUCGAUCGAUCAUAACUUCAGAGUUCCCCAAUUUCUUACUCCCUGAUUGACCUCAAAUAUGUACACAGCCCCCAAGAAGGAUCCUCGCAGUAUCAUGGGGACCGACCGAAGGCCAAACCCACUGCGCUUUGUGAAUAUCGAGGAGUGGGACGAUGGUGCCUACGGUGAUAUAUCAUUUCAAGAAUCCCAGCCGGAUACUCUCGACGAGCCAUGGCCAUAUAGAUUUAAGAAUGGUGACAAUGUGUGGAUCCACUCCACAGGUUAUGACUGGUAUCAAGGGAAAGUUGCCGGCCAGCCCAAGGCUGCCCAGACAAAGAUGGGUGACGGACUUUUUUGGCCUGUCACUUAUAAUCGUAACAAGCGCAGAUAUGCAGCACCUCUCAAUGGCGAGUUGAAGCCUGAUACUCCGCUAAUAAGGGAGAUGUUGAAGGAGGCAGGCGUCUUGUAAGGUGCUGGCACCUACUGGACGGCUCAAUGAUUCUCCGCCAUAUAAGUAGUAUUUAUGUUCUAUGUGUGAUGACCGGUAUUGUAUUGUACCUAAUUAUCGCUACCAUUGUCUAUUCGUCAACGUUGUAGCGUCUUAUUGUUUGUCGUUCUUGGUUCUGUAGUCCAUUGUCUGCAAUUGGAGUAGUAAUCCAAAUUACAGUCGCUAGUGUGACGUGCGUGACCGAAAUCUAUCAGUA
Messenger RNA from Suillus subaureus, 1034 nucleotides. RefSeq lists its product as uncharacterized. The transcript is spliced from 3 exons. Bases 410 to 799 code for a protein of 129 amino acids. The record is from RefSeq and is a predicted model, not a curated record. NCBI's taxonomy places the organism in Eukaryota, Fungi, Basidiomycota, Agaricomycetes, Boletales, Suillaceae.